GUCUAUGGGAGUCUCCCAUGUGACGGCAUCCCCUUGUUGAGCCCCAUGGUGGGUGGGGUCACUAGGAGCUGAAUUGUUUUGUCUAAUAUGGAUUCCAAAAAUUUAAAACUAAACAGGGAUAAGUUACCUCCAGUAACAACCAACAUUUCCAUCACUGCAACCUACUUGAUAGUUCAUGCGACUGAUGUCAAAAUGCUCUCCAUUUCUUAUUCAAAAAAUAUUUGAAUCAACCAUUGGGCACUUGAAAAAGAUACAAAAAUUGAGGUCAGGGGACCUGCUGGUAGAAACAGCCUCACCUCAACAAACAGUAAAUCUAUUGGCAACAAAAACACUUGGAGACAUGGAAGUCACUGUCACCCCACACGGAAGUCUAAACUCAUCACGUGGGGUGAUAUCCGAGAUUGAUCUGAUGUCUGAAGAUGAAUCAGAUAUACAGAUCAGUCUUUCAGAUCAAGGAGUCAUUGCUGUCUGACACAUCUCCAUUUGUCGAGAUGGCAAGUUGAUACCAACUAAACAUCUCAUUCUUACUUUCGGAAAGCCAACAUUACCAUCAUUUGUUACUGCAGGAUAUCUGCGCUGUCUGGUUCUUUUUUACAUUCCAAAUCCGUUGCGUUGCUUUAAAUGCCAGUGAUUUGGACAUUCCUAAACAUGUCGAGGCAAAAGUUUAUGUGCACAGUGUGGAGUUGAAGGCCACCAGGGUACUGAGUGUACAACCACUCCAUGCUGUGUCAACUGCAAAGAGGUCCAUCCUGCCUACUCCUGAAAAUGUCCCACGUGGCAAACAGAAAAAGAGAUUCAGCGGGUAAAGACGGUGAAUAAUAUACCUUACCCAGAGGCACGACGCAUGGUCACUUUAAAUGCACAAGUGAAACAGAAGACAUUUGCUGCUGUUCUGAAAUCCACAAAGACAUGUGGAGUUCAGACAGACAUUUCUAUUUCACCAAAUGAAUCUCUAACUCGCCAUGAAAAAUGUUUGCUUAUACCAUCUACACAUACAGCAGAAAAGGAGAGCAAGAAGAACAAAACACCCCUACCUAAAACAGGGGUAAUAACAAGAAACGUGGGUUCUAAGAAGGCUGCUAAGAACCCGCUCAACAAACAAAAAUUAAAAGCAGCCAUCUCCAAAUCUAAGAGAUCAGAGGCUCAGUCUAUGAGUGAGUUCUCUGACUUCUCUGACGAGGAGACUAAUAAGGAGGUGACACCACCAACUUCACCUCCAAAAGGCAAAUCAGCCGUAAAACUAAAGAGGGAUACCUUCACAAAGAAUGCUGCCUCAAACACAUAAUGGAUUAUAAAAUAAUCCAAUGGAACUGUCGUGGUUUCCGCAACAACUUCUCUGACAUUAAACACUUGACAUCAUCUACCUCAUCUCUCUGCGUGGCACUCCAGGAAACCCAUCUGAAACCUGGAGAAAGAAUUACUUUAAAAGGAUUCAAUCUCUACCGCAAGGAUGAUGAUAGCCACAACCGUGCCAGUGGAGGUGUGGCUAUUCUGGUUUCCAAUCACUUCCCAUCCUUGCUGGUACAAAUAACAACUGAUCUGCAAGCUGUGGCAGUCAGAAUUUCUAUUGGAGUAACUGUCACAGUUUGUUCUAUAUACUUGCCACCAGAUGUCAGAGUCAAUGAGAAUGAACUGGAUGCCUUGGUUGAACAGCUGCCAACACCAUUCCUUUUACUUGGUGAUUUUAAUGGCCACAAUCCUAUGUGGGGCAGUCCCGACAUCAAUCGUCGAGGCAGAGCCAUUGAGAGAUUUAUAGGUAAUCAUCAACUGUAUCUAUUUAAUACUGGAGAAGUGACAUACUUCCAUGCCCCAUCAAGAACGUUCACUGCCAUUGAUCUAUCAUUAGCAACUCCGAAUCUGUUUUCAGCAUUUACAUGGGAGGUUGGAUCUAAUCCACUCUCUAGUGACCACUUCCCAAUAUUUCUAAAAUACCGAGGCAGAGAAAGCUGUGAAACAGCCCGUCCACCACGCUGGAAACUGGAAACGGCAGAUUGGCCUGCAUUUUCCUCUUUGGCUAACAUCACUGAGGAAAUGGUCAAUACUGCUGAUAUCAAUGAUGCAGUUGAAGUUGUCACUUUGUGUAUUAUUCAGGCAGCUGAGAAAACAAUGGGAAAGACAUCAACAAGAUACCCAAAGCAUCCGAAACCAUGGUGGAACCAGAAUUGCGAGGCAGCAUUUAAAGCACAAAAGAAAGCUUGGGGGAUUUUCAGAAGGUACCCCACUACAAACAAUUUGAUUGCUUUCCAAAAAGCAAAGGCAAAUGCCAGAAGAACAAGAAGGCAAAGCCAAAGGGAUUCUUGGAGGAAGUACGUUUCUAGCAUAACAUCAUGUGCCAUUCACCAGCUUAGAACUACAUACAGCGAUCUCUCGGGGAAUAGUGCUGUAGGUCCGGAUAAAAUCCACUACAGCAUGAUUAAAAAUCUGUCAAACAAUUCCCUUUCUAAUCUCCUGUGUCUGUUUAACAGAAUAUGGACAGAACAUACUUUUCCUGACUCUUGGAGGCUAUCUAUCAUUAUUCCCAUUCCCAAGCCUGGUAAAGAUCACAUGAAUCCCUCUAAUUACAGACCAAUCUCUCUGACAAGUUGCCUGUGUAAACUCUUUGAGAGGAUGGUAAACAGACGUCUGAUGUAUCUCUUAGAGAAAAAUGAAUACUUUUCACCACAUCAGAGUAGUUUUCGUAGGAACAGAAGUACCACUGAUAACUUAGUAAACCUUGAAACAUCUAUACGCGAAGCGUUUGUUAGACAACAGCACCUAGUGUCUGUAUUUUUCGAUAUAGAGAAGGCCUAUGAUCACUGUUGGCGAUACGGGAUACUCCGUGAUCUGUACGAAUACGGGUUGCGGGGUAAUUUGCCAAUUUUUAUAAAAAACUUCCUACAGAAUCGAAGAUUCUAUGUCAGGAUGGGCAACACCUUAUCUAGGCUCUUCACACAAGAAGAAAGUGUUCCUCAAGGUUCUAUUUUGAGUGUGACUCUGUUCCUAAUUAAAAUUAAUAGCAUAGCUAACUGUCUUCCCCCUAGUGUGAAACACUCUUUGUAUGUGGAUGACUUUCAGAUCUCUUGUCAGUCUAGCAACAUGAGCUUUAUCGAGAGACAACUGCAAACCUCCCUAAAUCGCAUAGACCAUUGAUCAAAGAUUAAUGGUUUUAGUUUCAACAUAGAGAAGACCUCGUGCAUCCACUUUUGCCAAAGGCGUGGUUUGCACUCUGAUCCUGAAAUUUACCUAAAUGGGUUUAAAAUCCCAAUGGUCAAUGAGACGAAGUUCUUGGGAGUCAUAUUUGAUUCCAAACUGACGUUUUUACCGCACUUGCACUAUUUGAAGAGUAGAUGUUUAAAAUCCUUGAACCUUUUAAAGGUACUGUGCUGCUUAUCCUGGGGAGCAGACAAAGUUUCUAUGCUCAGGAUUUACAGGGCCCUUGUCCGCUCAAAGCUGGAUUACGGAUGCAUUGUUUAUGGCUCUGCGCGAGAAUCUACUCUUCGGAUGCUGGAUCCAAUCCACCAUCAAGCAUUACGUUUGUGCACUGGUGCAUUUCAAACUUCUCCUGUCCAAAGUUUGUAUGUGGAUGCUUAUGAGCCUCCACUAUCUCUCAGGAGAGAACAGUUGUCUCUUUUCUAUUAUAUAAAACAGAAAUCGCAUACUAAACCUUCAGUUGAUUGUACAGUAUCAGAUACUCAGCUGAAAAGGUUAUUUGAAGCUCGGAGAAGUAGUGUCCCCACAUUCAUCAUAAGAAUGGAGAAUGUAAGCAGCACAAUUGACCUUAACACAUGCAACAUCUCACAGGUUGAGGUUAAUAGUAUUCCACCUUGGUCAAUUCCAGCGAUAGAUGUUGAUUUAAGCUUAAAGCAGUUCCCCAAAGAAACCACGCCAGACUGCGUCUAUAGACAGCACUUCGCACAAAUUCAACAUUGUGACAGGAAUUUAAUCCCUAUUUAUACAGAUGGAUCGAAGUCGGAUAACUACGUUGGCCUAGCCUUUGUUUGCCAAAAUGAAAUUGUGUAUCGAGAAGAACGAUUUCGUACAACAAGUGAAAGUACCAGCCAAAGAGUUCUGUGGUGGUCAAUCUUCCAAACAAUAAUUCUUAUUUUGAUGGGAUUGUGGCAGAUGAGGCAUUUGAAAAGUUUCUUUGAAGCAAAGAAACUUGUAUAA
Messenger RNA from Centruroides sculpturatus (bark scorpion), 4146 nucleotides. RefSeq lists its product as uncharacterized. Lineage: Eukaryota; Metazoa; Arthropoda; Arachnida; Scorpiones; Buthidae. The transcript is spliced from 3 exons. The record is from RefSeq and is a predicted model, not a curated record. Gene Ontology annotation, molecular function: catalytic activity.